UUGCUUAUUUAUUUCAGUGGAAAGUUAACACACACACACCUACAUAUACCACACAAGAUAACAUAUAUACACACAUUUCAUAUUAACACACACUCUCUCUCUCUUUCUUUCUCUCGCUCUCAAUCUCUCUCUCUCUCACACACACACACACACACAUAUAUAUACACAUUCAAAUACGUACAUACAAACACAUAUAUUCACUCGCGUUUACAAAUCUAUGUUCUUAGUAUAAACAUGUGAAUUUAACAUAAAACCGCAUGACUCACGCCAUAAGUUGGCGAUCCACAAUAUACACUCUCUCUCUCUCUCUCUCUCUCUCUCUCUCUCUCUCUCUCUCUCUCUCUCUCUCUCUCUCUCUCUCUCUCACUCUUUCUCCACUCACUGGACAAGUUAUUCUGGAGGGGACGUAUUUUUAAAGCCAGUCUGUAAGUUUAGUAAAGCGAGCUAUACAUAUAUAUAUAUUUAUUUAUUUAUAUAUAUACAUAUACAUAUAUAUACAUAAAUACAAACAUAUAUAUAUACUGUGUAUACCACAUGUAUGCCGAUAUAUACCAAUCAUAUUUUAUAUUUGCAUAUAUUUAGAGAUAUUUAAAUAUAUAUAUAUACACACACACACACAGACGCACACACACAUACACACAAACACCUCUUUUUACAUGUGUAUGUGUGUGUAUGCGUGUAUCGUACCGAUACCCACAAUAAGAGGACAACGGAUUUCGAAUGUACAGUUGCAUAUAUAUAUGUACACACCCACUCACUCAUACACAAACAGGUUCUUCAGUUCACGAAUAUAUAUAUAUAUAUAUAUAUGUAUAUGCGUUGUAUAUAUGUAUGUGUAAAGACAUGUAUUCUCAUAGGCAUAUAUAUAUCUAUUAUACAUAAGUACAUAUCUACACAUCGAUGUAUAGAUACAAUUAUUGUCUUACACUUACUAAGUUUAUAAACGCUAUUGUUUUCCUUCUUUCUUCGAAUGGGACUUUAAAAAAAAAUACGAUAUACAUACACCGAAUAAAUAUAUUUGUAUACCCCUAUACAUGCAAAUACACAUAUACGCAGAUAGCUAUACACAGUUUAAAAAAAAAACUGAUCUAUACAUAGAUAUCGAUCCAUAAAUGAAUACACAUGUAUGUCAGUAUAUAACUAUAUACAUACAUACCCAUGCUUACCUACAUACAUACGCAUACACAUAUAUAGAUGGUCAUAUACACCGAGAUAAGCGCAUCAGAGUUAAUUUGUAGGUGAUAUACGUUUCUUGUUUUUUUUUUCCCAAAAACGACUUCACACAACACUUAUUUGUUUCUAAACUAAAACCUGCCCACAGGUGUGCAAACAAUAGAAACCUAUAAAUAAAAGCCAGGAAGAAAGAAAGUGAAAAUGGAUAACAAAAAGAAAUAAGGUGUAAAAACAAUGUUAAAAAGAAAUAUAAACUAAAACAAAAAAUACAAAGAUCCCUUCUUUUCCUAUUAUCCUGUCAAAGGCAACAAUCCUAGGAAUGAAACUUACAUAAGGACCCAGAUUUUAUCAACUCUAUGGAUACUGUUCACUCCAAGAGCAAGUCUGCAGGAAAACCUCUACAGACAUGAAAAUUGGAAUACGGGUCAGUGACUAUUAUGAAUGUAUGCAAAGUUCAACAUGGAUAAAACAAAUAGUGGCCACAAGAUGUAUUGUUUCUACUGAAAAAACCAGAAAUACCUCAUUGUAUUCUGCAUAUAUUUCUAUCAAGAAAAGAAGCCAGCUGAUUCACUAGGAUGAAGUCGAACCGUCGUAAGCAAACAAAACCAAACCGAGUUUCUUAUAGUGCAGAUUUGGAUUCUGGAGAAACUGUAUCAAAACAGUUUGAAAACCCUCCAGACUAUGAUUUGGAAGACUGUGGAGAGAGGCUGACCAAUGAUGAAGACGACACCAGCCAACUGAAGGAAGAGGCUGCUGAUAAUUUCUCUUCUGGCCAAAGUUGUCCCGAACUCUUACCAUCAGUGUCUCCACAACCACAAGUACCACAGUUACAGCAAUUACCUCCCUUACAACUACCACAACAACAACUAGGGCCAGUGCCACUACCACCACCACCACCACCACCACCACCACCAGCAAUACCACUACCACUACCAACAUUACAACAACUACCACCUCAACAGUUACCUCUCCAACCGCCAGCUCCAAUACACAUACCACCACAGUUAUCACCACCACAGCUGUCAACACAGUUAACUCCAUUAACCCCACAACAUAUAGUACCACACCCAUUACCUCCACAGCAAAUAUCACCCUCUCAAAUAUCACCUUCACAGAUAUCACCUCCACAGGUAUCGCCCCAACAUAUACCUGCGCAAAUAUCCCAACAACAGUCUCCAUUACCUUCACCACAUCAUCAACAACACUCACCACCACAGCAACAAUCAACUGUACCUUCACCAACACCACCACUACCACCACCGCCACCACCACCACAACAAUCACAACUACCACCACAACAACAACAACAACAACAACAACAACAACAACCACUGCUGGAACCUGAAAAAGAACUACCACCCCAAGAAAACCACAUCAGUGGUUUGAAACCAGAACAUUGGCAGAUAUUUCCAACUGAAUACCAUCGCUUAGCAAAUGAACUCCAGCAAAGUAUAAAACCACAGUCCAAUGGUCAGAAUGGCUUGGAGCCAACAGGCAUACUUACAAUAGUGCCCACUUCUGUGCCUCUUUCCAGCAUACCAGGCCUUGAUCCCACUGAGGCAGAAUCCAAAGACUCAACUGGUGAACUCAGUAUAAAAAAUGAUGGUACCCGGAUAUUUCAUCCUGAUGCCUACUGUGAAAUAUGUGAUAGAGAAUUUUGUAACAAAUAUUUUCUGAAAACGCAUAAAGCUAACAAGCAUGGUAUCUAUGAGAAUGCACCGUCACCAUUUUCAAUGAACACAUUUCCUUCAAUGAUUCCUCCCCCUCCACCUCAGCAACAGCCGCCUCAAGAGCAAAUUGUCACACCAUCAUCAUAUAGAUUAGAUCCUCAGUCACAGAAUCAGAAAGUAAUUACUGAAGGCAGUGUCAAUCAAGACUUGGAAGACUAUUGUGAGUUAUGUCAGAAGCACUUCUGCAACAAAUACUACCUCAAAAAACACAAACAGGAUGUUCACGGCAUUGCGCCGGAGAGCUGCAACAAUUUCAGACGUAUACGUCCAGUCGACAUCCCUACGUCCGUCGCUGUUACCUCGUCAUCCAUUAUUGUACCUCAGUCCAUGGCCAGCAUGCCUAAUAUGGCUGGUGUUAUGGUGUUGAACCCUUUUGUACCUCCUGUAGCGAUAAUCCCAGCACAGCCUCUGUUGCACCAGCCCCAGCCGCAGAUGCAACCACACAAUAAUUCAGUCCUUUCUCAGCCCAUCGCCACUCCACACAUGGAAGCUGCACCAACACAACAGAUACCAUCUCCUCAACAGAAGCAACAACAAAUGCAAAACCAGCAGCAGAUUCAAAACCAACAACAACAGCAGCAGCCACAACUGCAAAAUCCACAGCAACAACAACUACAGAAUCAACAACAACACUCGCCACUGCAGAACCACCAACAGCAACAUCAGCAACAGCAUUUGCAGAAUCACCAGCAACAAUUACAGACUCAACAAUUGCCGAAUCACCAGCAACAACAGUUGCAAACACAGCAGCAACAGUUACAGAAUCACCAACAAGUGCUGCAGCAGCAAAUACAAAAUCACCAACAACAAAUACAAAACCACCAACAACAACAACAAACGCAACAGCAGCAGCAACCUCUACCACUACCACUUCCACCACCAGCAUCUCAGUCCUCACAAUCGCAGCCACAGCCACCAUCAUCAAGUUCCGCCCCGCCAGCACAACCCAUUGCAAGUGAUGCACUUCGUAGUAUUGGGGUUCUAAAUGCAGAAGCGUACUGUGAGAUUUGUCGUAAAGAGUUCUGCAAUAAAUAUUUCCUAAAGAUCCACAAAGCCAACAUGCAUAAUAUUUAUACUGACGAGAUGAAACCACAGCUACAGCAACCACAAAUUUCGUCCAGAAUAGCUACUGAGCCUGACCAUCCUGAUGUGAAACAGGAACCAGGACUUCUUAGAGACCAAGCAAAAGAAGAUGCAUUGUCUGGGCGUGUAUCUCAGGAGCAAGGAAUGCCUCUUGUCAUGAAACCAAAGGACAUGGGAAUGAAGGAAGCAGAACAGAUGAAGGAGCAAAUGCUCUCCAAAGAAGCUAUUAGUUUAAGCAAGGAUCUCACAAACCUGAAAGAUCCUUCUGUUCUCAAAAAUCUAGCACUUAUGAAGGGGUCUGGAACAAACGAUAUUCCUCAAAAUCUCUUGACAAGUACUGGUGUUAACGUGUCCCAGUCCAGCAUGAUCAGCUCUGUGGUGGGCCUGUCCCAGAACAUUCUUUCAAAUUCCAACAGUGAGUGUUAUGUCACUUACUGCAACAUCUGUAACAGAGAAUUCUCAAGCAAAUACAGCUACCGCAUUCAUCGCAUGAACGUGCAUGGUGUCUUUCAUGAAACACCUUCCAAGAGCCAUCCGCUGGAUGGUCAGUUACCAAGUGACAUGUCUGCACGGAUUAAAUCCAUGCCUGGAUUUGUUGGCAGCGACAUGAGAAAUGGAAACUGUGUCACUGACAGCAGCGGAAUGCCCACACUCUUUGGAAACAUGAUUGCAGCAAAGCUUGCAGAUCGCGUUACCUGCGACAUCUGUAGCAAAGAGUUGUGCAAUAAGUAUUUUCUUAAGAACCACAAGCUAAAAGUACAUGGAAUUGAUAUCAUGUCUGCUGAGAAGGAGAACAAGCAGAGUGAGGGGAAAUCAGUUUCUCCUAAGCUGAAUUUGUUUAAAGAUAAUCAAAAGGAAUACAUACGUGAUAUUAUUCGAGAUCAAGCAAAAGAGCUAGCCUUAUUAGAGAUGCAGAAAGUUGAUAUGAAUGGCAAAGAGUUUCUGACCUCAAUGUGUAAUAUUGAGAAACCUGACCACCAUGAACUGGUGAAAAUGGGCAUUGACCCAGAAGCAUAUUGUGAAAUCUGCAAAAAAGAGCUGUGCAGUAAAUAUUUUCUCCGAACCCAUAAGUUGAACAUUCAUGGCAUCAAGUCAGAUAGAAUUGACAGUAAAACCAUUGACAAGAUGCAGUUACCUCAGCCAAAUAAAAAGUUGAUAAAUAAUUUAGCUGUGAGUAUGAGCAUGGAUGGUUUUCAACCAAAUGAAAGUUUUGAAAAACAUACAUGGCGAUGGAAAGAACCAGUGAAUUCUUCUCGUGUGAUUUGUGACAUCUGUAACAAGGAGUUGUGCAACAAGUAUUUCUUACGAACUCAUAAGCUGAACAAGCAUGGAAUCUUACCAACAGCUGAGGAACAGAAAAUCACUCCAAGCCCUUCCAUGCGGUCUUCUCCCGUAGACAGUGGUAGCAUUGGUAAUGCCUCCCCUGGAAGUCAAAUUGAGAAGCUAUCUGAUGGCUUUUCAAUUUUACCUAACAGCUUGUCAGAUUCCUGCCUCACUAACUCUGAUUCCAAAUUAUUGACCCAGCAUCAACAAAAUCCUGAUGAGGUCAAAAUCAAAACAGAACAGCUUGAUGAUACCCCUGUUAACAAUAGGUAUUACAACCAUUUCACUGAAGUUUGCAAACUGUGUGACCGACGAUUUAAAAAUGAAAAGUGGCUGCAUGCUCAUGUUUUAAAGGAUCAUGGGGUAUCUUUACCUUCAGACAAUAAAUAUGUACCUUUAGAAGCUCAGAUGUGCCAGUUCUGUUUCAAAGUAUUUCCAAAUAGCAUUAGCCUUCAGAUGCAUGUCUUGAAUGAUCAUAAAGCUGAGGUAAGUGCAAAACCUGAUUUUUCACCACCGCAUCACUUUGGUGGUCCUUUGCACAACAGUCUCAGCUGGGGAAAUAGCUUACGAAGAAAGUACUCCCGUGGUGGCAAACCAAAGCUAUACAGUUGUGUUCACUGUGAUUACAAAACAAGGUGGCUUUCAAAUAUAUAUUCUCAUGAAGAACGCAAACAUAGCAUUAUUAAGGGCACUGUUGGGAGGUUCACCUGCAAAACCUGCCUUAAAUCAUUCCUUUAUGAACAUUCUCUCAUCCGCCAUAUCACAGAAUAUCAUGCAAAUGAUAUAAAAGAAUCCCGACCCCGACCAAGAGGCAUCCGUAUCAAAAAGUUUAAGUGUGCCAAAUGUGGCAUUAAAUAUUUGAGUAAGAAAGCAUGUCAGAUGCAUAUAAGGGAAGUGCAUGUUAAAAAAUCCAAGUUGACAUCAGAUGUUGAGCCAUCAGAAGAUAAUGGAUUCUAUUCUUGCAGACAGUGUGAUUUUACAUGCAGUUUUGCAAAAUUGUUGCAAAAGCAUAUGGCUUUUAACCAUGGGCCAAAAAUGUCACCUUCUUCAAUGCCUUCUGAAGAUAUUGAAGAUUUAAAAGAACCCAAUUCAUCUUCUCCUCGAACUCAUAACAACAUCAGUAAUUAUCCUGACGAAGAGCAACUACCUUCAACUAAAGCAACACCUGCAACAGAUAAUGAUGACAACAACAACAACAACAACAACAGCAAUAUUAACAAUAGCAGCAUCAACAACUGUGACAUGGAUUCUACUGAUGAAAAUGAUGGUUAUGGUUGUAGAAGUACUGACAAUAAGUCACAAACUCCUUUUAUUAUGCAAGCAUUUCAUUUAGAAAAUAAUUUAGUGGAUACAAACUUUAUUCCUUCUGUUGUACACAUGCCGGUUCGCCAGCGUGUAACAGAACCUGUUACACUCACUCUCACCUUGGUACCAGCUGAGCCUUAGUAUGAGCUCACAAUCAUUAAAAUUCUUAAACAUACAUCUCAUCCACACUCUCCCACAUGUAUACAAGCAUACAUACAUGUUAGUUUAUCUACUGAUAUUUUACUAGGGAAAUUCAGUCAUAACAGGAAGAAUCUUAACUCCUAAAGAGUGUUAAACUGAGGCAAGAGAAAAUAUACUGCAAACUACCAGAAUGGUGUAGAUCUAUCUAGCAUGAGACUUUGGCUGGUUGAUUGGCUAGUUGCUCUUUGAAAACAGUGUAUUAAAUAAAAGUUUUAUGUGCAAUUUCUCACCCACCUCAACAUUUGCAUUUGGCUUGAUCUAUAUACAGAAUUUGUUUUUUUAUAAAAUAUAACAAAAAAAAAUAAAAUAAAAAAGAUUUUGGAGAAAUAAGAGCAGAGUGAAAGGUCAAGAAAAUAAACCUUUCAUACAUGCAUAUAUAUAUAUGUAUAUAUAUCUAUAUAUCUAAAUAUAUAUACAUACAUGCAUACACACACACACGCGCGUGUGUGUGUGUGUGUGUGCUCUGUAUGUACAGCACAUACAAAACUUGGUUGUUCCUUAGAAGGCAGCAAGACAACCUCUUGUAUAUUCUUAGAUCAUGAAUCUCAGUAUUCUGUAAUUCCAUUAUUAAAAAAAAAAAAAAAGAAUAUAAUUAGUUACCUUUCCUCUCUCUUGCUCUGCCUUUCCAAAACAACAACACUAACAAUAAAACCAACAGCAACAGUAUGCUUAAAGCAAGCAGACAAAAUACAAAGUUUCAGAAAACAUUUCUAACAAAGCCUCAACUACAACACCUAACAAAAA
Messenger RNA from Octopus bimaculoides (California two-spot octopus), 7559 nucleotides. RefSeq lists its product as uncharacterized. The record is from RefSeq and is a predicted model, not a curated record. NCBI's taxonomy places the organism in Eukaryota, Metazoa, Mollusca, Cephalopoda, Octopoda, Octopodidae.